Tachysurus fulvidraco (yellow catfish) is the source of this 1743-nucleotide messenger RNA. RefSeq names its product calmodulin 1a (gene calm1a). Gene Ontology annotation, molecular function: calcium ion binding. The record is from RefSeq and is a predicted model, not a curated record. The coding region runs from base 823 to 1743 and encodes 306 amino acids. The transcript is spliced from 6 exons. NCBI's taxonomy places the organism in Eukaryota, Metazoa, Chordata, Actinopteri, Siluriformes, Bagridae.
AAUCGCUUUAUUAUUUAUGUCCAUGUGUCCAAUUAACUAGUUUAUAAAUUACUUAAUUUUAAAGCAUUUUUUAAAAAUAACAUGAUAUUAUUUAAUCUAUUAUAAAAAAAAAAAACAAAGUUAUUGUUUAAACCGUUGUAAAACAAUGACGCACAUUAACACAGUAACAUAGUGUUUAUUACAGAGAGCAGAGAAAUGGUGACUUUAAAGCAGCGGUGUCCAACCUUCUCCACAAAGGGCCGGUGUGUGGUGCAGGUUUUCAGUCCAGCCAAAGCAGAAGCCACACCAGAGUCUAGAGAUUAAACAGGUGGAGUCAGGUGUGGAGUCACCCACACCAGCCCUUUGUGGAGAAGGUUGGACACCGCUGCUCUACAGGAACCCUUGGGCUUGAACAUGAGACACGUGUUCAAUAGAACAAGAACUCCUAGUAAAAGAUGAUUUCUUUAGAUUACUGUAUAAAGUUUAUGGUGGCUUUUAGCCAUCCAACAAACAUGCCUAAAAAUCCAAGAACCAAAAAGUUCUUAUAUGCUGUGACACUGAAGAGGAAUUUCUAAACUCUUUAUUGUUAUAAUAAAAUCAUCAUGAUAUGAAUAAGUGCACACUACAGUAAGGGCCUUUUCUCCCAUGUGACCUAUUUAUUCAGUAAAAUGAUCUCUAGUGUGUAACAUUAGCACAGUGCUAACAGUGACAUGCUGAAAAGCAUGAAAUAGACCUGACCCCCAAACCUCCCAUACACACACACACACACACACACACACACACACACACACACACACACACACACACACACACACACACAGUAGGAGCUUCAGAGGCAGCGAGAUGGUGCCACAGCGUAUGUGUGUGACAGCAGGCCAGAACUCAAUGUGUGUUUCGGUUGUGUUGGAGCUGUUGGAGCAGCAGCAUUGUGUUUAUGCAGAGCUGAUGGAGCAGCAGGAACGCAGAGUCACCGCUCUGAUAAAGAGAAUGGUGGAGAUGAGCUCAGCACGGCUGACAAAGGAACUCCAUGACCUCAAGGUUGGACUGCAGAGGGUUCAUGCUGAUGUCUCCGUCCUCCGCCGACACACUGCUCUCACCGCACACUGCAUGGACAACCUGAGACAUGGAUUGAUGAAGGACACGAGGAUAGAGAGCAAGAAUGGUGGAGACAUGGACAGGGAGACAGCAGGCAGGAAGGAUAAAGAUGGAGGCAUGGAGACAGCACAGAUGACAAAAUUGGAGAUGUUGGCCAAUGAACCAAAGACUAAGAAACUGGUAGCAGAUCUGUCUAACAUCCAACGUCACGAUAUAAAGGCUGACCAACUAACAGAGGAACAGAUUACUGGUAAAAAAAUGGAGGCGUUCAUGUUGUUUGAUAAAAAUGGAGACGGUUCUAUCAGCACUGCAGAGCUGGGUUCAGUGAUGCGUUCUCUGGGACAAAAUCCCACAGACACUGAACUGUACGAAAUAAUCAGAGAAGUGGAUGCUGACGGUAAUGGGACAAUUGACUUCUCUGAGUUUAUCAAUUUGAUGGUGCAGAAGAUGAAGGAUACAGGUGUUGAGGAUGAGAUCCAUCAGGCCUUCAAAGUGUUUGAUAAGGAUGGAAAUGGCUUCAUCACCGGAGCAGAGCUGUGUGUUGUCAUGACAAAUCUUGGUGAGGAAGUUACAGGUGAGGAGGUGGAUGAAAUGAUCAAAGAAGCAGAUAAGGAUGGAGACGGACAGGUCAACUACCAAGAGUUUGUACAGAUGAUGAAGGCUCAGUGA